Diabrotica balteata is the source of this 1085-nucleotide messenger RNA. NCBI's taxonomy places the organism in Eukaryota, Metazoa, Arthropoda, Insecta, Coleoptera, Chrysomelidae. The record is from the annotation of a GenBank genome assembly.
CAAGAAUUUAUACACAUUUGAUUUGAAUUGGAUUGUAUUAACCGGUUUCCAAAGUCCAUUUUCAUUUUAUUUUUGUCUGUAGUCUGUAUUGGAUUCAAUAAUACUACAAAAAAAUGAGUGCCGCCACUUUGAGUCGUAUUGUUGCUUCUAAGGUUUUUGGGAAUAAUUCUUUCAAAUAUGGACAAGCAGCAAAAAAUGUUAGGUUAUAUAGUUUAGCAGCAGCAAAAGAAAACUACGAGUUUAUUAAAGUCUCCAAGACUGGAGAAAAACAAAAUGUUGGACUGAUUCAACUCAAUCGUCCCAAAGCACUCAACGCCCUCUGCAAUGGGUUGAUAUCCGAAGUAUCUGAAGCUUUGAACUCCUUCGACACCGACAAAUCCGUGGGUGCUAUUGUCAUAACUGGAAACGAGAAAGCUUUUGCUGCCGGAGCCGAUAUUAAGGAGAUGGUAACCAAUACCUUUGCAAAAUGCGUAGCUGAAGAUUUUAUUGCCGCUUGGCAGCUUAUCGCUAACAUGAAGAAGCCCCUUCUGGCAGCAGUAAAUGGAUACGCUCUUGGUGGUGGCUGUGAAUUGGCUAUGAUGUGCGACAUUAUUUACGCUGGGGAUAAAGCUAAGUUUGGACAGCCCGAAAUUCUUCUUGGUGUCAUUCCUGGAGCUGGAGGCACCCAAAGGCUUACUCGAACCGUUGGCAAAUCUAAGGCAAUGGAGAUAGUUUUAUCUGGCAACCAGGUAACAGCCCAAGAUGCUGAAAAGAUGGGUCUCGUUAGCAAGGUUGUACCAGCCGACCAACUUUUGACUGAAACUGUAAAACUUGCCGAAAAAAUAGCAGGAAACUCACAGAUCGCCAAUACUAUCGCCAAAGAAUGUGUGAAUACAGCUCUGGAGACAACGUUGAAAGAAGGUUUGCACUUUGAGAAGAGAAUGUUCCACGCCCUGUUCGCUACUAAGGACCAAAAAGAAGGAAUGGCUGCAUUUAUUGAAAAGAGAAAGGCCAACUUUACUAAUGAAUAAACUAUAUAAUUUUCUACUUGUUAAACAUUUUUAAAGAAAUGUAUUAUAUAUAUUUUUAUUAAAUUUUUAUAAGAU